GUAAUCGAGUGGAUCACCAGUAAACUUACCUAGCCCGCUCUACUUUAUCACUUGGUCACUUUACAAACGGAAUCAAGACCACAGAAAACAAACAUCCUAGGAUCGUUGUCUCGAGCCAUGAAGCUGCUGGUAAUACUCGGUGUUUUUGCAGUUGCCACUUUGACAUAUGCUUUCAAGACGCGCUUGUGCGAGGGGGAUUGUGAUCAACCUUUGGAUAGAAACGCACCCUGUCAAUGCAACUCUGCAUGCGUCCGGUAUAAUGAUUGCUGUUCGGACUACAACCAAUGUAACAGCGCAGGAACACGUCCAACCCUCCCCAGCACACCAAUAUGGCCAUGGCAGAGGAUGCUAGAAGGAAAGACGCUAACAGAAGGAGCCAGGACUGACGUUGAACUCGAAGCCCUCUCAGAAUCUUUGUGGAGAUCUGAUGUCAAUAGAGCAAGCACCAGUGAUGUCCAAUUUAGCACAAGUCAGGGUUCGAAGCUGUUCAGUUACGUUAACCCUUCAGUGUUGAGCCGACCUACAUUCGUUGCACUCCGGGCACUUUUGGACAACUACAUAGCAGAAGUUGGAACAUCAGAGCCCGUUUGCACACAGUGCAGACAAGAAGAAGAUGCCUUUAUUAACGCUGUUCUUGAGACGGAUGUUAUGAAACAGGCUUGGGAUUUCCUUGUAAUGUAUAAUCUAGCCAGUUCAAACAGAAACACAUUUGUUCAACAGCUGAAGGAUACCUGGUUCAAGGUGUACUCCAGGUCAAAGGGAAGGGCCAUGGAUAGUUCCGGUUUCGAGCAUGUCUUCGUCGGUGAGAUUAAAAGCAGUAAGGUUUCUGGCUUCCACAACUGGGUGCAGUACUACCAAGAAGAAAAAGAAGGUGAAACUGAAUUAUUUUCCGAAAGGGAACGCUGUCAGCCAGCCCCCGUAUUGACCGUGUCCCAUAACUGGCAGGGAGCAUUCAAAGAGAUAGGCGGAUGGUACAUGAGGACAAGCCCAGAGUUUGAAAUGGCCAUCUACACAGUGUGUUUCAACAUAAGGAAAAAUUCUGUUUGCAAUUUGUUAAUGGACGGCUAUAGAAGCAGCAUUCAAACUUAUGACUUCAAUGGCGUCAGCCCUAGGACAGUCGCUACAGCAUAUCCAAAGUGUUAG
This is a messenger RNA of Owenia fusiformis, 1143 nucleotides long. Lineage: Eukaryota; Metazoa; Annelida; Polychaeta; Sabellida; Oweniidae. The record is from the annotation of a GenBank genome assembly.